This is a messenger RNA of Peromyscus maniculatus bairdii (prairie deer mouse), 1888 nucleotides long. RefSeq names its product translocase of inner mitochondrial membrane 29 (gene Timm29). The record is from RefSeq and is a predicted model, not a curated record. NCBI's taxonomy places the organism in Eukaryota, Metazoa, Chordata, Mammalia, Rodentia, Cricetidae. Gene Ontology annotation, biological process: protein insertion into mitochondrial inner membrane. Gene Ontology annotation, cellular component: TIM22 mitochondrial import inner membrane insertion complex.
UCGGCCAACGGACCACCGGAAGAGGAUGGCGACAGCGGCUCCAAAGAGAUUCUGGUCCGGAGGGCGCAGUGAAGCAGGACAAGAGGCGAGUGGCACCGCGACGGUGGCGGCAAGGCCAGGGUUGUGGGCACGACUGGGCACCUGGGCCCGCGCGCUGCUUCGGGAUUACGCCGAGGCGUGCGGAGACGCGGCGACCGCAGCGCGGGCCCGGCCGGGCCGCGCCGCCGUCUACGUGGGGCUGCUGGGCGGCGCCGCGGCGUGCUGCGCCCUAGCGCCCAGCGAGGCGACCUUCGAGGAGGCCUUGCUCGACGCAUCGGGGUCCCUCUUGCUGCUGGCGCCGGCGACGCGCAACCGCCACUCGGAAGCGUUCUUGCAGCGCCUGCUGUGGCUGAGGGGCCGCGGGCGAUUGCGCCACGUGAACCUGGGGCUCUGCUCGCUGGUGUACGAGGCGCCCUUCGAUGCCCAGGCCAGUCUCUACCAGGCCCGCUGCCGCUACCUGCAGCCACGCUGGAUCGACUUCCCCGGCCGCGUCCUCGACGUGGGGUUCAUGGGCCGUUGGUGGAUCCUGGAGAACCGCAUGCACGAUUGCGACAUCAACGAUGACGAGUUUCUCCACCUGCCUGCGCACCUCCGCGUCGUCGGCCGCCACCAGCUGCAUUCCGAGGCCAACGAGAGGCUGUUCGAGGAGAAGUACAAGCCCGUCGUGCUCACCGAUGACCAAGUGGACCAGGCGCUGUGGGAGGAGCAGGUGUUGCAAAAGGAGAAAAAGGAUAGACUGGCGCUUAGCGAGGCCGACUCACUGGUGCAGUCCGAGGUUUCCAGAUGAAACCCAGGGAGCCCCCGGUUUCCAGGCUCAGGCAAAAAACUGUUAGCCAGGUGCAGGGGAUGAGAAAUCCAUUCAGUGUGGUUUUGUAGGAAGCCCUUCUCGCUCUGUCUGUCCCAAUAGCUGAAGCUAAUUGAAAGCCUUUCUGGUCUUGGAGGUGGAGAAAAGCUGAAGGACUGGUCUUAACCAUGGAGCAUUUGACCAUGUUAUGCUUAUAACCAUCAGAACUACGAGUCAGGAGCCUGCACUGUGUGUGUAGCCUGUUGUAGCUGGGGGUGUACUUCAGUGCAGUGGUAGAGCACUUGCCUAGCUUGCGUGGGUUCCUGGGUUCCAUUCCCAGCACUGCAAAACAGAACACAAAUGAACUUCUGGUUUUGGAUUAUUUAUUUGGUUGGUUUUUGAGACUAGUACUUCCAUAUAGCCCAGAACUGGCCCUGAAUCCUCCUGCCUCAGCUCAAGUCCACCACGAUGUACAUAGCCCAUGUGUCAGCCCUAUUCAUAUGGCUACAAAGACGUCUUGAUUGCCAGUGACUCCCAAGAUCCUAAGACCAGUCACAUAUUCACAAUUUUUGAGUGUUUGUAUGAACUUUUAAGGAAGAUCUGGCUGUGUUGCCCAGGUUAGUUUAGAAUUCAUGAGCAAAAGUGUUCCUUCCAGGAGCUGGAUUGUUCAGUAUUUAAGAGUACUGAUUGCUCUUCCCUUGAUUCAAGAACCUUGGUUCAACUCUCAGCAUCCACAUAGGGACUCACAAUCGUCUAUAACUCCAAUUCAGGGAAUCUGACCUUUCUCUUCUGGAGUCCUCAGGUACUAGGCAGGCACGUGAUGCACAGACAUGCAUGCAGACAAAACACUCAUGCACAUAACGUUUAAAAAACGAUCUCCUAAAUAGCCUUCCAAGGUUGGGACUAUAAUCAUGUGCCGGUGCCCAACCUCAGAUUUUUUUUAUUUCAGUUGGAACUGAAAUGUGCUUGUUUGGGUUUUUUGUUUCUUGUGGGGUUUGGUUCAGUUUGUUUUGAUACAGGGUCUGGAACUGGCUAUGAAGAACAGUCUGGUCUUCAACUCACAGA